CCCUCUCUCUUUUUCAGACUCGGCCUGUGUCUUUCACCCUGUCUGCCCUCCAUUGCCAACACCUUUCUGUCCUGUCCCUUGUGUUGGUCUCUUCCCCCUCUAGGAGAAGAUGUCGGCUCAGGACAGCUGCCUCAGCCUCGUCAAGUACUUCCUCUUCGUUUUCAACCUCUUCUUCUUCGUCUUAGGCAGCCUCAUCUUCUGCUUCGGCAUCUGGAUUCUCAUCGACAAGGCCAGCUUCGUGUCCUUUGUGGGCUUGUCCUUCAUAUCCCUGCAGAUCUGGUCCAAGGCCCUGGCCAUCUCAGGAAUCCUCACCAUGGGCCUCGCCCUCUUAGGCUGUGUGGGGGCACUCAAGGAGCUCCGCUGCCUCCUGGGUUUGUAUUUUGGGAUGCUGCUGCUCCUGUUUGCCACCCAGAUCACCCUGGGAAUCCUCAUCUCCACGCAAAGGACCCUGCUGGAGCGGAAGGUGCAAGAAAUGGUGCUGGAGACGAUCCAGAACUACCGCGCCAACCCGGAGGAGACGGCGGCCGAGGAGAGCUGGGACUACGUGCAGUUCCAGCUGCGCUGCUGCGGCUGGAAUUCUCCGCAGGACUGGCUCCAGGUCCUCAGCCUGAAAGGCAACGAGUCGGAGGAGUCCCGCGUGCCCUGCUCCUGCUACAACUCGUCGUCGACCAACGACUCCGCAACCUUCGAUAAGAUCUUCUUCCCCCAGCUCAGCCGGCUCGGACCGCUGGUGCGACCCAGACGCAAUACCGACUUCUGCGUGAUUCCUGCGAACAGCCACAUCUACGGCGAGGGCUGCAAGCGGAGCCUCCAGAAGUGGCUGCGGAACAACCUCAUCUCCAUAGUGGGCAUUUGUCUGGGCGUCGGUCUACUAGAGGUUAGUGUGGUGGGGCUAAGCCUGCUGCUACCGCGCAGCGCGCUCUAUCGGGAACCUCAGGCGCAGGUGCCGGCAACCAGCGGUUCGAGCCCCGCACCGGGCCUGAGCGCUGACGGCGGCGGCGGGCGCGGUGGCAUGCUAAGCAGCAGCGGACGCAACAGCAGUCUAUGGGGUGGCUGGGGCAUGGGGGGUGCCUGCCCCAACUGGGGAGACAAAGCCCCGCAGGGCAAGUUACCCAUGGCCCUGGGGCCCUGGCCGCUGUGGGAUCAAGACGAGGAGCAGCGCGAGACCGGGAGCGUAGGCGCGGAGGUGGAGGCCGAGGGGGAGGCAGAUGAGCCUCUGGAAUAAAGGAUGGCGCUU
Messenger RNA from Trichechus manatus latirostris (Florida manatee), 1237 nucleotides. It is a transcript of the gene CD37, whose product is annotated as CD37 molecule. The record is from RefSeq and is a predicted model, not a curated record. Lineage: Eukaryota; Metazoa; Chordata; Mammalia; Sirenia; Trichechidae. The coding region runs from base 110 to 1225 and encodes 371 amino acids. The transcript is spliced from 8 exons. Gene Ontology annotation, cellular component: plasma membrane.